Molecule: messenger RNA, 4212 nt
Organism: Mercenaria mercenaria
Lineage: Eukaryota; Metazoa; Mollusca; Bivalvia; Venerida; Veneridae
Product: histone-lysine N-methyltransferase EZH2-like
Exons: 18
Coding region: 147-2285 (712 amino acids)
Biological process (GO): chromatin remodeling
Molecular function (GO): protein binding; histone methyltransferase activity
Source: RefSeq, a predicted model, not a curated record
AGUCUUCGAGUCCGCUCGGUCUUUUCCCUUGAAAAUUUGGUGGCGGUAGAUCUUUGUUUAUAAAUUUUUUUGCUAGUUUUCGUAAGAAAUAUCAAACAAAAACUAGCACUUGUCAUUUGGAUAGUCGCAGUUGAUCAGAAAAACAAAUGGCUAGCAGCAUGGAAACUGUAGGUAGCCCAGAGAAGUGUGUGCCAUCUACAUCAAGCAAAACUCACAUGGACUUGAAAGGAAUCAUUAGGUCAGAGUAUAUUAGACUACGCAGAUCAAAGAAACUCAAACACACAGAGCAAGUAAAGGCAUUAUAUAAUGAGAAUUGUAGAAAGAUACAGGAAGAUAUAGAAGAUCAUCAGUCAGUACAGAAGAAGCCAGAGUUUCAGAGUUUCUACACUCCAGAAAUCCUUACAGCCACACCAGUUACCCAUAAGUGUGAAGUAACAAGUGCAGUGAAGGAGCUAAGUGUACAGUCGGUACCACUGAGGUUGAUGAACUCACUCAAGCCAAUACCUUCAAUGUAUUCAUGGGCGCCGCUGCAACAGAACUAUGUGGUAGAGGAUGAAACGGUGUUACAUAAUAUUCCAUAUAUGGGAGAUGAUUUGUUAGAAAAAGACACCUCCUUUAUUGAAGAGCUAAUCAAGAAUUAUGAUGGCAAAGUUCAUGGGGAUAAGGACAAAUCCAUGCUUGAUGAUGAAUUAUUUCUCAACCUUGUACAAUCUGUCUCAACAAUCUAUGAUAAAGAUGUUCCUGAUUCUCAGAUGACUUUUCCAGAAGAUAAAAUAUUUGAAGCUAUGGCUGAAGUUUUCCCAGAGAAGGGAAAAUCUGACAACUUGAAACACCUGUACCGAGAUUUACUUGAAAAAAAUGAUCCGAGUUCCUUGCCCCCUGAAUGCACACCCAACAUUGAUGGCCCAAAUGCCAUGUCAGUACCAAGGGAGCAAACUCUACACUCUUUUCAUACAUUGUUUUGCCGCAGAUGUUACAAGUAUGACUGCUGUCUUCAUCCUUACAGACCAAGUCCGAGUAAGUUGAUGAGGAAGAUGCCAGACAAGAAACAGGAACCAGAGCCCUGUGGUGCUGAUUGCUUUAUGCACAUUGUUGGCUACAAGGAGAAGGAGGUCUCAGCUUCAGAUUCUGAAAAAUCUGACAAGGAAUGUAAAAAUGAGCGCAGUAAAUCACCUAUAGGUAUGACCAAAGGAAAGAAACGCAAGAAUAAUGGAACUGGCAGUGGCAGUGAGGACAGCAAUGAUGGUUUAGGUUCUUUCAUGAAAGCAAAGUAUAAAAAUUUGGAUAUAAAGUAUCCGAUGAAGUCAAAGAAGAUAACGGAGGAGUGGACAGGAGCAGAAGAAUCCUUAUUUCGUGUUCUUGCUGAAAUGUACCGAACAAAUUACUGUGCUAUUGCAAAAUUACUGUGGAAUAAAAACUGUAAGCAGGUGUAUGAGUUUGCCCUGAAGGAGAUGACCCACUUACCUGAUUUAGAUGGCGACGAUAAUGAAAAAACACCUCCAAGAAAGAUCAAGCCGAAAAAACGACCAAUAAGUAAAGUUUGGGCCUUACAUUCAAAGCGUGUCCAGAUGAAGAAGGACAGCAACAUUAAGACGGUUUCUAACUACGUACCAUGUGACCAUCCUGGCAUGAGAUGUGAUGACACGUGUCAGUGUGUGAUGGCGCAAAAUUUUUGUGAGAAAUUUUGUCAGUGUAGCGAUGAAUGUCAGAACCGUUUCCCAGGAUGUCGUUGCAAGGCUCAGUGUAAUACCAAGCAGUGUCCAUGUUUCCUGGCUGUGAGAGAGUGUGAUCCUGAUCUGUGUCAAGCAUGUGGAGCUGACCAGUUUGAUACUGACAAAAUAUCGUGUAAAAAUGUUAAUGUACAAAGGAAUCUCAAAAAGCAUUUGUUACUGGCACCUUCAGAUGUAGCAGGCUGGGGAAUUUUCUUGAAGGAGUCGAGUGACAAAAAUGAGUUCAUCUCGGAGUACUGUGGCGAGAUAAUCUCCCAGGAUGAGGCAGAUAGACGAGGGAAAGUCUAUGAUAAAUACAUGUGUAGUUUCCUUUUCAAUCUGAAUAAUGAUUUUGUGGUAGAUGCAACACGAAAAGGAAACAAGAUCAGGUUUGCCAACCACUCCGUCAAUCCAAACUGUUAUGCAAAGGUAAUGAUGGUCAAUGGUGAUCAUAGGAUUGGAAUCUUUGCGAAGCGAUCAAUCCAGUCUGGAGAGGAACUCUUCUUUGAUUACAGAUAUGGACCAACAGAACAACUACGAUUUGUGGGUAUAGAGAGAGAUGUUGAAAUGAUAUAACAUUUGGAGAUGAGUGCCUGAUAACUCAUGUGAAAUAAUUAGAUCAAGUGGGAACUUUUUAGCUUGGCUUUUUGAAGUAUAUAAAGAGGUUUCCAGCUUUUGCUAAUGUCAACAUCCAGAUAUUUAGUUUUGAUAUACAUUUUGUCCCUGUAUUUUUGUUAUUACUGAAUGUGUUUGCUUUAAACUUAGGUUUUUCUGCAUCAUCAAACACAUCAUAAGGCAAGAUCCACAACUAGCAUCAGUAUUGCAUGAAAUAUUUCUUGCAUAAUUGGGCUUUCUGGUGGUUUCACACGUGCUGGAAACUCCCAACUUACACCCCGGGAUGUAAGAUGAUUCUCAUGCUGUAAAGACGUAUAACAAACUACAUCUAUAUAGUGGUUUUGUGCAGUAAUUAAUUUUAUGUAAAACCAAAUAAAACUCGAAUACCUUGAUUGUUCAUCUCUGUUGAUUAUAAUUUAUUUCUCAAUUUAAAAAGAAUUAUUUUACAUAAAAAGCAUAAUUUCAGUGCAGAUGAUAAAAUAAAACUCUUGACUAGUAAGUUGCCAUGUACUUCAUGUUUACAGAUGUAAGGUUACUUGCGCUUUGUUAAUAUGCUACUGUAAGAAAAAAGUGCUGGAAGAAAGUCUUGUUUGAAUCAAUUUUUACUAUCUUUGUUUUUUUUUAAUAUGUCAUGCAUACUUGUGGAAAACUGGUUAGUACUGGUACAGAAUCCAGGGAAAUGGUUAAAUUCACUGCCUGCCAUUACUUAACUGAAAUACUGUUGAAAAACAACACUAAACCGAAGAAAACAAAAUUGAAUAUGGGAUGCAAGGAAACGAUUCUGUCUCUGGUUGUAGGUGCAGAUGGGAGUAUAAGUCUCUUGGGUAACUUUACACUGUAACUUUGCUUACAUGGUAACUCUGCAGAGCCUCGUUACAGCCUAAACACUUACUCUCAAGCUGGAUAUUCCCAUCUUCACCUACAGCCAGUGAAAGAAUCUUAAAUUCCUGUAUGUACUUACAAUUAUAAGUUAAAGAGUUGGUGUAAGUCUUGUAUUUACAAUAUUGGAAGCUUCAAAUUCAGAGCAGUUGUUUCCCAUCAGUCUCACCAUGUGUUAAAAAGUACUUUAACUACUGCAUCAGUAUUGUAUGAAUUAUUCCCCCUCAUUUCUUGGAAUUCCAGGUAAAAUUGUUUGUGAGCUGAAGUUACUCUGGAUUCUCUUGAAAGUAUUGUCUUCUAACAUUUCCUCAUCAUUAAGGACAUCACCUUUGACAAGAUCUAUAACUCUGUUGCCAGUACUUUAUGAAUUAUCCCCUUUUUACUUUGAAUUUAAUGUGGUUCUGGGACGAUCUAUGUAUGAAAAGAAUUGGAACCACUGUCUUACCUUUGCAUGAUCGUAAGAGGCGACUAGUAGGGUCUUAACACUUGGUUUUUGCUGUAACUUUGUGAUUCCAGCAGGUAUACAAAUUUUGAUUCCAUACCUCAUGUUUUUAUUUCGCUGUAAAUGAGAUGUGAAACCAAAAUUUGUAGUCCUGUUUGGCGCCAUAUAACCUAUACUGUGUUGGUGCGCUGUAAAACCCAAACCAAUUUUGAACACUAUCUUUGAAAAUGCUCAUAAUAGAAGGACCAUAUUAACUGUUCAAACACUUGUUGUUUAUGCCUUUAUGAUGCUUUCAGAUUAUAGAUACAAAACUGCUUCUAUUACAAAAAACUGUUCAGUGACCUUCAUUUUUUCCUGCUCGGAUAUACUCAAUCUCACUAUCCAGCAUCAAAUCAGUCAAGCAGGCCCUCUGACAGCUCUAGUUCAACAGUUUUAAACAGUUGCAAAUAUUGUGAGAUGAGAUUAAAAAAAGUUCAGCAUUUUCCUUUGUUUCAGAUCAACUAGUUAAACAAUCAAGAUUUAUAGCUACAUUUGAAAUGGAUAGAAAUAAAUGUCAGUGAAAACCUG